Molecule: messenger RNA, 1867 nt
Organism: Cuculus canorus (common cuckoo)
Lineage: Eukaryota; Metazoa; Chordata; Aves; Cuculiformes; Cuculidae
Gene: TPP1
Product: tripeptidyl peptidase 1
Exons: 13
Coding region: 114-1859 (581 amino acids)
Biological process (GO): proteolysis; central nervous system development
Molecular function (GO): serine-type endopeptidase activity; tripeptidyl-peptidase activity
Source: RefSeq, a predicted model, not a curated record
UCGCCCUCCCCACGCGCGCCCUCCCCCGUCACGUGACCGCGCUCCCAGACCCGUCACGUGACCGGGGAGCUCCCUCGCGCCACUCACGUGACCCGGGGCAGAGCGGGAGGAAAAUGGGGGUUCGGGGGCGCCGUUGGGCGUUGGCGCUCUGCGCGGUCGCCUGGAGCUGCGCUGCGGCACUGCUGCUGGAGGCGGAUCAGCCCUUCCGCGUUCCCGACGGAUGGAGCCACGCCGGGCGCGUCCCAGCGGAUCACAGCGUGGAGCUGACGCUGGCGCUGCGCCAACGCGGCAUCGCCCGACUCCACCGCCUCAUCCGCACCGUAUCCGACCCCGGAUCACCGCAGUACGGGCGGUUCCUGACUCUGGAGGAGUUGCGGCGCCUCAUCCAACCGUCCCCCGGCGCGGUGGCGGCCGUGGAGAAGUGGCUUCGGAGCAGCGGCGUCGAGGAGUGCCGCAGCGUCACCACCCGCGACUUCCUGCAGUGCCGCAUGGCCGCGAGCGUUGCCGAACGUCUCCUUCCGGGCGCGGAGUUCCACCGCUACGCGCAGGGCGGUCGCAGCGUUGUUCGCUCUCCGCGUCCCUACGGUGUUCCUGAGGACAUCGCUCCCCACAUCGACUUCGUGGGCGGCCUCCACCGCUUCCCGGCCGAGCGGAAGGUGGUGAGCAGAGCUUGGGCCAAGAAAGAGGCGGAAUGGGAGCGAUCCAAGGGCGCGCGGGCGGCGUUCCACCUCGGAGUGACGCCGUCCAUCCUCCGGAAGAGGUACAACAUGACGGCAGAGGACGUCGGACAGUUGGCCAACAACAGCCAGGCCUGCGCCCAGUUCCUGGAGCAGUAUUUCCACCAGGCCGACGUGGCCGAGUUCAUGGAGCUCUUCGGGAGCAGCUUCCGACAUCGCUCCAGCGUUGACCGAGUGGUGGGACCGCAGGGAAGAGGCAAAGCCGGGCUGGAAGCCAGCCUGGACGUGGAGUACAUCAUGAGCACCGGCGCCAACAUCUCCACGUGGGUCUUCAGCAACGCAGGGCGUCACGAGAGUCAGGAGCCGUUCCUGGAGUGGCUCCUGGUGCUGAGCAACACCUCGGCGGUGCCGUGGGUGCACUCCGUCAGCUACGGCGACGCCGAGGACAGCCUCUCGCGCGCCUACGUCGAGCGCCUCAACGUGGAGUUCAUGAAGGCGGCCGCGCGCGGACUCACCGUCCUCUUCGCCUCCGGUGACGAUGGCUCCGGUUGCCGACGGGAGCCCGGGGGCAAUCACACCUUCCGGCCCAGUUUUCCGGCCUCGAGUCCCUAUGUCACCACGGUUGGUGGAACAUCGUUCCGGAACCCUUUCCUGGUGACGGAGGAGGUGACGGAUUACAUCAGCGGUGGAGGCUUCAGCAAUGUCUUCUCCAUGCCCGACUACCAGGCGGCGGCGGUGCAGCAGUUCCUGCGUUCGGCUCCCGCUCUCCCUCCGGAGUCGUACUUCAACCGCGGUGGCCGCGCGUACCCGGAUUUGGCGGCGCUCUCCGACAACUACUGGGUGGUGUCCAACCGCGUCCCCCUGCCAUGGGUGUCGGGAACGUCGGCGUCGACGCCGGUGGUGGCGGGAAUGGUGGCGCUGAUCAACGACCGUCGGCUGCGGCGCGGCCUCGCGCCCCUCGGCUUCCUCAACCCCGCGCUGUACGGCCUCCGCCGCCGCGGCCACCGCGACGCCAUCUACGACGUGACGCGCGGCUGCCACGUGUCGUGCCUGGACGGGGCGGUGCAGGGCCGCGGGUUCUGCGCGGGCCCCGCCUGGGACCCCGUCACCGGGUGGGGGACCCCCAACUUCCCGCGGCUCCUGGAGGCGCUCGGGCCGCCCCCAGACGCCCCGCACAAAUAAACGCGAGU